AUGUCUCACUCUCCCUCAACGGAUGACUCGCAGCACUCACCUUUUGACGAAACAGAUCACAGGAAACUUAGUGCACCGGCCGCCUUGGUCGCUACACCACUACCCAGCUUUGUAUCGAACAACUUAUCGGCCAAUGAAGUGGCUGGCUCAGGUUACGGGUGGUUAACCGCUCCAGACACCCCUGAGCCCUAUCAUGCAGUCGAUUCUGUUAUUCGAGCCCAACAAGUUGGACUCGAUAUAGUGAAGGAGCGAAUACAGUUUACAAAGCAACAAAUUGAAAAAUGCCGUCAAGAUCAACAAAUGAUCGCAGACUUUGUGGCAGAGACUUUCCUUGAUGAGCUAAAUGCGAUGCAGAAUGAAUCGAGCUUCGAAGAUCUUGUAGAAGAUGUCGAACGUCUUCAGAAAGAGGUGGAUGGACUUCGAAAGUCGUCUCCAAGAUCAGUACCACCACCGAGUUAG
Molecule: messenger RNA, 459 nt
Organism: Cooperia oncophora
Lineage: Eukaryota; Metazoa; Nematoda; Chromadorea; Rhabditida; Trichostrongylidae
Source: the annotation of a GenBank genome assembly